Messenger RNA from Aphanomyces astaci, 2525 nucleotides. RefSeq lists its product as hypothetical. The coding region runs from base 85 to 2145 and encodes 686 amino acids. The record is from RefSeq and is a predicted model, not a curated record. Gene Ontology annotation, molecular function: ATP hydrolysis activity; ATP binding. NCBI's taxonomy places the organism in Eukaryota, Oomycota, Saprolegniomycetes, Saprolegniales, Verrucalvaceae. The transcript has 6 exons.
UGAACAUUGUGCGAACGUUCGAUUGGGCCGUUGGAGUCAGUCCGUCGAGUCUGUCGGCAUUUUUGACCUUGGCGUGUCCAUCCCAUGUCCUGGAAAACCGCCACCGCCGCCGCCACUGCGUCAACGUCUCGCAAGUCGGCGGCCGCUUCGUCCUCUGGUGCUGUGUCCUCAGUCAUCACGGCGCGGUCCCAACAGGACCGGUUCCACCUUGCCACCAUCGACCACCACGACCACAACAUCCACCUGCGGCAGGUGGGUCUAUCGAUCGGGAACCGGGAGUUGCUUGUGGACGCCGAGCUCAAACUCGAGUCUGGCGUGCACUACGGCCUCGUGGGGCGCAACGGCACGGGCAAAUCCACCUUGUUGCAGGCGCUGGGCGACGGGUUGUUUGAAGGCAUUUCGUCCCACGUGCACGUGAUGUACGUGCACCAGCUGUUUCACGUGGACAUGGACAGUCCCGAGCGACUGUCGGUGGUGGACGUGCUUCUGUGUGGCGACAAACAGCGCCUCAGUCGGCAACACAUGAUGGACCUGCUCGAGGCGGGCUUGGAGUCUCAAACGGUGCACCAGACGCUCAAGCAGCUGGACUACGAAGCCAUCGACGCGGCGAGGGCCAAGAUGGAGCGCGUGGCCAUCAAGCGAAGCGGCCUGCGGGGGCUCACGGCGCGCAACAAGCUACUGGCCCUGGAGCACCAACUGGUCGAGGCCAAAGCCUUGUGGGACGACGCGGUGCAGCAACGGACGUCUUCUGGUGUCGACUCGGACGAGGAUAUUGUGGCCGCCAACAACUGGCUCGAGUCGCUAUAUGCCCAAGAUGACUUGUCCAGCGAGGCGCGGGCGCGGGAAAUUCUUGUGGACAUUGGUCUGCCAGUGGACCAGCACGACCGGCCGUUCCAUGAGCUGUCUGGGGGCUGGAAAAUGCGUGUAUUUCUGGCCCAAAUUGAGUUUCUACAGCCGGACUUGCUCUUGCUGGACGAGCCAACCAACCAUUUGGACCUACCGCGCAUCCAGUGGGUAAUGCAUUUCAUCCAGACGCGACUCCAAGACUUGACCAUUGUCACGGUAAGCCACGACCGGGCGUUCUUGAAUGCUGUGGCAGACAUGAUGAUUGUCAUGAAGACCAACAAAACACUCGGGUACUUUGCUGGAAACUACGAUACGUUUGAGCAAACCGUACAAGACAAAGAAGUGUUCAACGCCCGACUGGAAGCCAAAUUGACUGCCAAGACGGAAAAAAUGGAGAAACAAGUCGCUCAAAUGUCCGUCCAGGGCCGCAAAGCCGGCGACGACAAAAAGAUGGCGGCGGCAGCGUCCAAGAAGAAGAAGAUUGAAAACGUCGGCAACCAAAAGAAUGCUAAAGGACACCGACUCCGAGUUAACAAAGACCGGGUCGGCCACUUCUUUACAAAUCGAGACCGGUCCCAAGACCAGUUCAUCGACUUGCAUGUCGUGGAGCCGUGGAGCUUUCCCCCCACGCCCGACGUCCCCACGCACUCUGUGCUCAGCGUCGAGAAACUCAACUUUAGCUACUCGCCAGCAGCCAAGCCAUUGCUAAGCAACGUGUCGUUCAAUAUCCACAAGGGCCAGCGCGUGGUGUUACUCGGGUGCAACGGCACGGGCAAGUCGACGCUGAUCAAGCUGCUGUGCCGGACCAUCCCAGCAAACCCGACGCCCGACUGCAUCAAAUCGCCGCCGCUGGUGCAAAUUCGAGCGCUGACGCAGGAUAUCGUCGAGACUUUGCACUACGAGCCCAAGACACCGCUGCAGAUGCUGGGUGCCGACACGGAAGAAGCCGGCCGAAAGCACCUGGCGCGGUUCGGCUUGCGUGGGGCGGUGGUGAGUGCCGCGCCAUGCAGUACGUUGUCUGGGGGGCAGGCCAUGCGCGUGGCCCUGGGAUUGCUGACGUACCCCACGUGUCCGCAGCUGAUGAUCCUGGACGAACCGACCAACCACCUCGACAUGAGCAGCAUCGACGCCCUGCUGGACGCACUUCGAAGUUUCAACGGCGCCGUGCUUUUGAUCUCCCAUGACGAGCACUUUCUGCAUGCAUUUCACCCGGACGCUGUUCUGUGGCUCACCAAGCGCGGCGAAGUCAAGCCGCUGAAUGAUGUCGACGAUUUUCUCAACAAGUACCGCGACUGGUGAAUGGGACUAGUUACCAGUCUACGAGUCGACAAGGGUCGGUCGGUCAGGAUGUUGCUGUGUAAAGUCGUGAUAUUGACGGAUUUUUUGCAUUAUAAUUAGAGUUACCUUGUCCUUCUAGUCUGAUAUUGGGUUGCUAAGAACUGUAGUUAUCGAAGUAUCUCUUGCACUGAUAAUACUCUACAUCAGUAGUAACGUUGUUAUUCAUAACUCUUGCAUCUCCACCACGGGUUUGGGAAGUCUAGUGCUUGUUUUCGGGCUAACGUUAAUCGUAUUGUGCUUUUCAGUCCAAUUUGUUUGGGGGAUGGAUGAAAUCGCCGACUAAUCGAGCAAAGGAGUAUGAUUGGCUACAAAGAACAAAAGUUGCAAUUUGAUUGGCUAAA